GCCAAUACUCGCUCGUAGUUACUCGAAAAAGUAAUUCCGUUACUGCCACCAACUGACAGAACUCACUAGCAAACUGACGCGCAUUCCUAUUGGACGUAGUGAGGGGUUGGACCCCAGCACCUCGCCGCCUGUUAUUCCAACGCAGUGACCGCGCCUGGCCAGUCGUUCCUCGUUGCGCACUGGAUAUGGACCAGGACGCAGCGCGCCUCCCUGCUGUCUCCCGCGGACAGGCUGCACUCUGCGGCGCAUGAAAAGGUGCCCAAAUGAACCGCCGCCCUCCUGGAUCCUCCAGCGUGCAAUGGCUUAACAGGAAAGACAUGAGUGUCCGAACGGAGGACAGCAUCACCUUGUGCCAAAGGGCUCUCCAAAUCGUUACGGAACUUUGUCUCACGGGACACGUAGACCGGGAGAAAUGCUCGGAUAUAUUCCCCCUGGAGAGCAACAUACCAGGUAAAGGACAUGCAGACAUCUCUAUUAGUCUCCUUGCUGUGGUCGUGGGUUUCUGUGGCCUCGCCCUUUUGGUAGUCUCUCUCUUUGUCUUUUGGAAGCUGUGCUGGCCCAUUUGGAGGAGCAAGGCUCUCUCAGCCCAUGUCGAAAAUGGCCUCCGCGUGGGUUUCCCCGAGGCGCCUCCAACCAAUUCCCCACCGGUCACAGAGUACAAAGCCGGAGAGAUGGAGAAGAAGUACCCGCUGGAAGUGAAGGUGAAUGGACGGAGCUCUGUCAAGCUCCUGGAGGCUGCCAUGAAGAUCAGCCAGACGUCUCCGGACAUCCCCGCCGAAGUGCAAACAGCCUUGAGGGAAAAGCUCAGCCAGCAGACUAAGAUCCAGAGGCAGACCACAGAGCCAACCUCCUCCUCCAGGCACAAUUCAUUCCGGCGCCACCUGCCUCGUCAGAUGAAUGUCACCAGCGUUGACUUCAGCAUGGACACAGUGCCUCUCCGCCAGUCUUCAACAGCAAGCAUUGGAAGAAUAAAACCCGAACUCUACAAGCAGAAAUCUGUGGACUCGGAGGAUGAAAAUAAAGAGCCUGUCGAGACUUGCGGAAAGCUCAGCUUCUCACUGCGUUACGACUAUGAGGAGCAAGCUUUGGUGGUAAGGAUCCUCAAGGCCUUGGACCUGCCUGCCAAAGACUUCACGGGCACCUCAGACCCUUACGUGAAGAUCUACCUACUGCCUGAGAGGAAGAAGAAGUUCCAGACGCGUGUCCACCGCAAGAAUCUGAACCCCAUGUUUGAUGAGACCUUCAGUUUCCCUGUGGCGUAUGACGAGCUUUGCAACCGCAAGCUGCACUUCAGUGUCUACGACUUUGACCGCUUCACCAGCCACGAUAUGAUUGGCGAGGUGGUGGUGGACAACCUCUUUGAACUCUCUGAUCUUUCCAGGGAGGCUGUAGUGUGGAAGGAUAUUCACGCAGCAACUACGGAGAGUAUUGACCUGGGAGAGAUCAUGUACUCGUUGUGCUACCUCCCCACAGCAGGCAGAAUGACCCUAACAGUCAUCAAAUGCAGAAACCUCAAAGCCAUGGACAUCACAGGCUCUUCAGAUCCUUAUGUGAAGGUUUACCUGAUAUGUUCUGGGCGGAGGUUAAAGAAGCGAAAAACAACCACCAAGAAAAGCACACUUAACCCAUCGUACAACGAGGCCAUCGUGUUCGACAUUCCCCCGGAGAACGUGGAACAAGUCAGUCUGUCCAUCAUGGUGAUGGAUUAUGAUCGGGUGGGACACAACGAAGUGAUUGGUGUGUGUCGCACUGGUCCAGAUGCUGAGGGUCUUGGGCGAGAUCACUGGAAUGAAAUGUUGGCUUACCCGCGGAAGCCCAUCACACACUGGCACGCUCUGGGAGAGUGGCCAGGAAGAGCAGCAAGCUUUGAGAGUCAAGGUUCGUGUCCUUCACCCAGACCUCCACAGACACCUUGAUGAUCACAGGUAGAGUGAUGACACCACCCCUGUAAGAAACCAGACAUUUGUUUAGAGUUGCUGGGAACUUGUGUUGCCUCCGAGUCUCUUGUGAGCAUGUCGUAUGAAAAGUGACUUCAGUUCUUAUAGUUUUGUGUAAAGGUUGCUUGAAGUUGUUU
This is a messenger RNA of Scatophagus argus, 2074 nucleotides long. RefSeq names its product synaptotagmin X (gene syt10). Gene Ontology annotation, molecular function: calcium-dependent phospholipid binding; phosphatidylserine binding; clathrin binding. The record is from RefSeq and is a predicted model, not a curated record. Gene Ontology annotation, cellular component: membrane. Gene Ontology annotation, biological process: calcium-ion regulated exocytosis; cellular response to calcium ion; regulation of dopamine secretion. NCBI's taxonomy places the organism in Eukaryota, Metazoa, Chordata, Actinopteri, Scatophagidae. The coding region runs from base 264 to 1916 and encodes 550 amino acids. The transcript has 7 exons.